Molecule: messenger RNA, 1677 nt
Organism: Pocillopora damicornis (cauliflower coral)
Lineage: Eukaryota; Metazoa; Cnidaria; Anthozoa; Scleractinia; Pocilloporidae
Product: galactose-3-O-sulfotransferase 2
Biological process (GO): glycolipid biosynthetic process
Cellular component (GO): membrane
Molecular function (GO): galactosylceramide sulfotransferase activity
Source: RefSeq, a predicted model, not a curated record
UAUUUAUAUAACUGUGUCGAACUCAAGAUGGUUAAAUUCUGCGAAGUACCAUGUAAUUUCUCUGAUGGAUCACAUUUGUUUCGCUGUGACUAGAAGGUGAAGUCAUGACAACAGAGCGUUCCUGGAUUUUACGCUUUCGUCGCCUAAGACGAUUGAGAUGUUUACUGGUUACGUGGCUUAUAGUUCUUCUGCUUUUAUUUGCGUCUUAUGGAGAGCUGAAUUACGUUUGGAAGACUUUACAACGAGGCGCAUCAGCUGCUUCACAAAAGAAUGAGUCCAAACUGUGGAAUUUCCCCGAGGAAACAACGGGCGAUCCAGUCAUUCAUCAGCGCUGCUCUCCAGUAACUAAUGUCCUGUUUCUUAAGACACAUAAAACAGGGUCGUCCACAGUAUCUAACAUUUUUUUCCGAUAUGGUGACUCCCGAGAUCUUUCAUUUAUUCUCGGUGGAGACACACUCAUUGGUUGGCCAGGACGCUUUAGAAUUGAACAUACCUUGAAACGUAAUAAUCUACAGCCAAAUUUUCUUUGUAGUCACACGAGGUACAGUAAGAAAACGAUGAAUUACCUUUUUCCAAAAAAUGGCAGUAAAUAUAUCACAAUCCUUCGAAACCCAGUUGAGCAAUUUGAGUCUGUUUUUAGCUAUAUGGGGCUCGGUAAAGUAUAUAAUCUAGGUGCUGACCUCACACAAUCUAUUAAACUAUUUCUCAGGAAAGGGAUAGAAUUUAAAGACAUACAUAAAACUCGGUCGUCAGUUUUAGCCAGAAACCCAAUGAUGUUUGAUUUGGGUUUAGACCCUCAGUUUUAUCAGAAUGCUACAGCAGUGAAGAACUACAUUGCAUUUUUGGAGAAGGAAUUUGACCUAAUAAUGCUUAUGGAGUACUUUGAGGAGUCCGUGGUGCUUAUGAAGCGCUUACUUUGCUGGGAACUCAGUGAUGUUCUACAUAUUAAAACAAAUGAGAGAAUAGAUAAAGAAAAAGUUGCGUUCAGCGAAAACAUGAGGGAAAACAUAAAACGGUGGAACAAAGCUGAUAUGUUGCUCUAUGAUCACUUUAACAAGACUUUUUGGAAUAGAAUACAAUUGGAAGGUGAAGGGUUUUACAAAGACCUUGCAGUUUUUCAACAAAUGAAGAACGAAAUGGAAAAGACAUGUUACAGUGGAACAACACUCCAAAUGGCCUAUAGCGGCAAAUAUGUGAAGAGCCUGGCUUUGAAUCCAAACCUGUCGCAAGCAAAUAGAGAGAAAUGUGAAAAAAUGACAAGAAAAGAGAACAGUUAUCUUGAGUACUUAAGACGGAAGCAAUCUUUUAAAUCAUCUGGACCUAUGAAGGCAGUAUUAAGAGAGGAAAAUGAACCUAACAAGCUUACCUGGGAUGUGGCAAAAGAUCUUCGAUACGAUCCCCUACCACUUUGAUCAUUGUGUAGUUAAACAGGAAUUCAUUUUCGACGAGGCUAAUUUGGGAUAACAUCGGUUUGCCUACAUAUUUCUAUGCAUGAGAUCUUAAUGCCCACAUAAUUUUUUUACUAAGGUAUUUGUUAAGGCUAACUCAAGAAAUACCCGGGCAUAUACUAGUAAUUAGGGUUUAAGGUCACAUUUACGAUCAUGUUCCCUAUAUUUUGCGAAAAUGUCUACCAUUGUGCUAUUUCAAAUAAAACGUCAGGUAUUCGAUUUUUCAAAA